Molecule: messenger RNA, 249 nt
Organism: Caenorhabditis remanei
Lineage: Eukaryota; Metazoa; Nematoda; Chromadorea; Rhabditida; Rhabditidae
Exons: 2
Coding region: 1-249 (82 amino acids)
Source: RefSeq, a predicted model, not a curated record
AUGAAUACUUUCUUCUUCUUCGUUCUUGUCUUCUUCGUCUUCUCUUCUUCACUCAUGGCUCAUUCGGACAGGCACGUUCGUUCACUUUGUGGAGUUAAAGCAGCAAAGAACAUCCUCAAAAUCUGCCCAGGAGAGAAAGGAAUUCCAUGCAAUAAUGGAGCCCUCCCAAGCAUGACCGAAUACUGUUCAAUGGGAUUUUCCGACAGUCAAAUCAAGUUCAUGUGCUGCCCAGAUACCCUCAAGAAGUGA